CGAAUGGCCAAAAAAAAGUAACAGUAAAUAACUUCUAUCUUCCAUGUGUACAGAUCUGGUUAUUUUUAUGUGUCUCUAUUGAAAAAGUAGACCAGGUAAUGAGGAUAUCUCCAGAAUACUAUGACCUGAUUACGCAAUCAACGGUGGUGCGGAACAUAAAAAACUGCUCUGGUGUUGUUUGAGACGACGGUAAAAUGAGCGGACAGCUGUUACGAACGACACCUGUUGUUUGGGUCACUUCUUUGUUCUCCGAUGAUGUCCACGGCUUAUGUCAUAUCCUUCCUCGGGAGCUACUGUCGUACCUGGAAUAUGCCCUUACCCUCGCAUGGCACCUAACCCUUUGGGUUGCUGUUUCCCCAGGUUGUAAUGUGGGGAAAGUUUGGAACGAACCCCAUACGAUUUCAUUUAAAGGCAUCUGGAAGUAGUACGACCUUGUGAAAAAGACGGUUCCCAGCACACUUGCUGAAAAUGAUCACGUUAUAGUGUAUACCUCUCUGAUAUAGAAAGAAUCUAUCCA
Messenger RNA from Umbelopsis ramanniana AG, 517 nucleotides. RefSeq lists its product as uncharacterized. Bases 195 to 425 code for a protein of 76 amino acids. The transcript has a single exon. NCBI's taxonomy places the organism in Eukaryota, Fungi, Mucoromycota, Umbelopsidomycetes, Umbelopsidales, Umbelopsidaceae. The record is from RefSeq and is a predicted model, not a curated record.